This is a messenger RNA of Protomyces lactucae-debilis, 2788 nucleotides long. RefSeq names its product vacuolar protein sorting-associated protein 35. Gene Ontology annotation, biological process: retrograde transport, endosome to Golgi; intracellular protein transport. The coding region runs from base 64 to 2709 and encodes 881 amino acids. Gene Ontology annotation, cellular component: retromer complex; retromer, cargo-selective complex; late endosome. The record is from RefSeq and is a predicted model, not a curated record. The transcript is spliced from 2 exons. NCBI's taxonomy places the organism in Eukaryota, Fungi, Ascomycota, Taphrinomycetes, Taphrinales, Protomycetaceae.
CAACGACAUCCACGACACGACCCACGCAUUUGCACGCCAAGCAACGCGCUAGUGAGCCUAGCCAUGUCUGCAGAGGUAGCUCCAGAAGAUGCUCAUUCGCUCGAAGAGGCGCUCACAACGGUUCGCGUCUCAAAGACCAGAAUGGUGCAGUGCUUGGAUAAUGUCAAAUUGAUGGACGGUUUGAAGCAUGCGAGUACCAUGCUCUCUGAGCUGAGAACCAGUUCGCUUGGACCCAAGCAGUACUAUGAACUAUACAUGUCUGUGUUUGAUGCGCUUGGCUACUUGACCAACUACCUGAAAGAAGCACACACCAGUGGACGCCAUCACUUGGCCGAUCUCUAUGAAUUGGUCCAGUAUGCAGGAAACAUCGUACCGCGACUCUAUCUGAUGAUCACCGUUGGCGGUGUUUACAUGGGAAUGCUUGGUGCGCCUGUCAAGGAAAUCACAAAGGAUAUGAUGGAGAUGAGCCGCGGCGUGCAACAUCCCAUCCGUGGUCUUUUCCUUCGUCACUACCUCUCUGGCCAAACACGAGAUCACAUGCCCAUUGGUACGGACGAUGGGCCACAAGGCAAUCUGCAAGACUCGAUUCAAUUCACCAUCACCAAUUUCAUUGAGAUGAAUAAGCUCUGGGUCCGUUUACAGCACCAGGGACAUUCUCGAGAGCGACACCUGCGGGAGUUGGAACGUACAGAGCUCAAGACUCUCGUGGGUACCAAUCUCGUACGCUUGAGCCAGCUCGAGGGAAUUGAUCUAGCUCUUUACUCGGAAGUCAUCCUGCCUGCUGUGCUUGAGCAAGUGGUGCAAUGCCGAGAUGUCCUCGCUCAAGAAUAUCUAUUGGAAGUCGUCACGCAAGUCUACCCUGAUGAGUACCAUUUACGCACACUCGACCAGUUCCUCUCCGCAGUCGGCAAAUUGAAUCCACACGCAAAUGUCAAGCAAGUGGUUAUUCAGAUGAUUGAUCGCUUGGCGAGUUUUGCUGCAAGUGAGACUGAGAACGAGCCAGCUGAUGAGCGAGCACGCAAGGAGGAGCAAGCAGCGCGAGCAUUGUCAAAACGACUCGCCGGAACCAAGGUGACUGAUGAACAGCCAGUGGAAGCAGCAGACACGCCAACCGAAGCAGAAGGGGAGGCAUCGGCUUCAUCAAAGACCACAAAGGAACAGUCAACAGAAACAUACAGAGGCAUCCCAGUGGACAUCAGAUUGUUUGAGAUAUUCUGGAACCAGAUUGUCAGCUUGGUGCAAUCGAGACAAGAGCUCAAGAUACAAGAUGUGUCUGCGAUGCUGGUCAGCCUAUGCAACCUUGCGCUCAGCUGUUAUCCAACACAGCUCGAUUACAUUGAUCAGAUCCUAUCCUACGCGGAGCAAAAGACAAAGGAGCACGUCGAUUCGACGGAUCUCCACUCAACAGAUGCUCGUGACAAUCUCAUGAAAUUGCUGCAAGCACCCAUUCAGACCUAUUCUUCGCUCAUGACGGUUCUGGCGAUACCCUCCUUUGUGCCUCUUCUUCAUGCGCAAUCUUACGCCAUCCGCAGGUCAGUUGCUGCGACAGUUGCCAAGAUUCUUCUUUCAAAACGUGUUGCGAUUGAGUCUGUCGAAGAAGCUGAAGGAACGUUUGAUUUGCUCAAGGUCUUGAUUUGUGAAGCCGGACCACCUGUCCAAGUGGCGAAUGGUAGUGCACAGCCCCGUCGUACUAGAGAUGCUGAAUCAGAUGAGUCGAUUGAAGAGCAAGGCUGGCUGGCGCGUAUCGUGCACUUGCUUCGGGGACCGACGCUGGAUGUUGAUUUCAAAUUGCUUCAAAUUGCUCGUCGCCAAUUACAGGAGGGGGGCGACAAGAUCAAAUACACAUUCCCUCCCGUUGUGGUGGCGGCUUUGCGACUGGCUCGUAAGUGGAAAGCUAGAGAGCAUAUCGAUGAUGGCUGGAGUGAACAAAAUGGUCUUGUCUUCAAGUUCAUACACCAGACCACACUCACAUUGUACCAAUGCGUCGGUUGUGCUGAGCAGGCAAUGCGAUUGUUCCUCUUCGCUGGACAGGUUGCAGAUCAAGCAGGAUCGGAGGAGGUGGCCUAUGAGUUCUUUGCACAAGCAUUCACCAUCUACGAAGAAGCUAUCUCGGAAUCAAAAGCUCAGUAUCAAGCUGUGGCCAUGGUUGUCAGUGCCUUGCAACAGACCCGCAAUUUUACGCAGGACAAUUACGACACACUCAUUACCAAAUGCGCUUUACAUGGAGCCAAGCUGCUCAAGAAGCCGGAUCAAACGAGGGCUAUUCUGGCAGCAAGCCACUUGUGGUGGCAAACAGACGCUCCAGGACGAGGCGAAGAGGAUGUCGCCACCUUGUUUCGAGAUGGUAAGCGUGUUCUCGAGUGUCUCCAAAAAGCACUCAAAAUUGCAGACGCAUGCAUGGACACAGCGACAUCUAUUCAGCUGUUCAUUGAGAUUCUUGACCGGUACCUUUACUACUUCGACCAUGGCAACGACGCCAUCCUACCAAAGUUCAUCAAUGGUCUGAUUGAUUUGAUUCGGCAAAAUCUAGAAAAUAUGGAACAAGUUGAAGGUGGAAGAGGGGCCAUAGUGACGAGUACCAGUGCUCUGACGGAUCACGAAGGCAAGCUGCAUGAGUUCAUCGUCGCUCAUUUUGAGCGCACCUUGGAGCAUAUCCGGACUCGCAAGGAGCAGGACGAAGAAGAGCAUUGGCAAGAAGUGCUUGCGUAGAAUAGGCAAUGAAGUCAGGCACAGCAAGCUUGCACACUAUAAGUCUAUGCGUACUCCGCAAUAAUCUUUCCCAAGCUUU